AUAAAAUUAUGUUAUCCCAAUCCAUAGUGAGCAUUUAAUCUAGCAAAGUUUGCAAACCAAAAACAAGUUAAAUAGGAUUGUUAUCAACAUCAAUUAGUAAAAUUGGAGAUUCUAACUUAACUACAAAAACUAAGGAGUCAAAUAAUAUGUCUCCAGUCAAAAUGAGAUUAUUUAAAGAUUAAUCACCAAAACAAAGCAAAGGAUUAUAAGGAAUAAUAGUUGGGGAAUAUCAGUAUUGAUUUUAAUUAAUUUAGUGCUCUAACACCUUCUCAUAUUGUAUUUAGUAGUAUUCAUAAAAGUACGUCUCCUAUGAGAUCAAGUUUGAAUUAUAAUGACUCUCCUCAAAGAGCUAAAGCUAGAAUAGAUAGAUUCAAGAAUUGGGACUCAAAGUUAGGACUUGAGCUUUAAAUCCAAAAUACAAAAUUGACAAGACUUAAUAAUGAAUUAUCAUACUCUAGCUACUAAUCUCAUCAUUUAUCAACUAAAUCAGCUGUUUUCUUGGGCAACAAUCAAAGCAAAUUAGGUUUUGGUGGAAAUUAAAGUGAAAUAAGAUUAUUGAGUGCUAAAUUGAAUGCUAUUUCUCCUUCUCAGAUAGGAUCAUUUACUGUUGAGUAAUAAUUUAAAUAUACAUUUAUAGAAAUAACCAUGAAUUAGCCUCCUUAUAACAAUCCCUUACUAGAAUCUUAAAAUAAAGUCAAUAGAUUUGAAUUAUUUAAUUUUCAAGUAUAUAAAU
Molecule: messenger RNA, 733 nt
Organism: Paramecium sonneborni
Lineage: Eukaryota; Ciliophora; Oligohymenophorea; Peniculida; Parameciidae
Source: the annotation of a GenBank genome assembly